Aspergillus ochraceoroseus IBT 24754 is the source of this 1028-nucleotide messenger RNA. Its product is annotated as complex I 24 kDa subunit family protein. The coding region runs from base 1 to 807 and encodes 268 amino acids. Gene Ontology annotation, molecular function: NADH dehydrogenase activity. Lineage: Eukaryota; Fungi; Ascomycota; Eurotiomycetes; Eurotiales; Aspergillaceae. The transcript has 3 exons. The record is from RefSeq and is a predicted model, not a curated record.
AUGGCUUCCAAAUUCUUUCCCGCCCUCCCGCGGGCCGGUCGUCAGUUGACUUGCCAUGUCCCCAGGCCCCAAUUCAGACCUUUCUCGGCUGGUCCGCAACGGUUCAGUGACUCCCUUGCCGUGCACCGCAACAAGCCUAACAACAACCCAUCUAUCCCCUUCAAGUUCUCUGAGCAGAACAACCAGCUCAUCGAAGAGAUCCUCGCUCGCUACCCCCCUCAAUACAAGAAGGCUGCCGUCAUGCCCCUGUUGGAUCUGGGUCAGCGCCAGCACGGGUUCACCAGCAUCAGCGUCAUGAACGAGGUCGCUCGCAUCCUUGAGAUGCCCCCCAUGCGUGUCUACGAAGUCGCAACCUUUUACACCAUGUACAACCGGGAGCCGGUUGGCAAAUACUUUGUUCAACUCUGCACAACGACACCCUGCCAGCUCGGCGGUUGCGGAAGCGACAAGAUCGUCAAGGCUAUCACAGAACACCUUGGCAUUACCCCCGGCCACACCACCAAAGACGGAUUGUUCACAUUCAUCGAGGUUGAAUGUCUCGGUGCCUGCGUCAACGCCCCCAUGGUCCAGAUCAAUGACGACUAUUACGAAGAUCUUACCCCCGAAUCGAUCAAGACCCUGCUCACCGCGCUCAAGGAAUCCGCCACUGCUACCUCUAGCAGCCCGGCUGAGAUCGUUGCCCCAGGACCCAUGACAGGAAGAUCAACCUGUGAGAACAGCGCCGGACUCACCAACUUGGUCGACCCCGUGUGGGACCCAGAGACGAUGAUGAGGAAGGACGGAGCCCUUGAUGGACAAGCGCAAUAAAUUUUAUAAACCAUAAUUCGAACGAGACAAAAAAAAAUCGAAAACAAAGAGUUAGAUGUUGGAAAUAUCCGAAAGUUUUUCCUUUUUUUUUUUUUCUUGUUCUUGCAGCCAUCCUUUUUAUUCUACCUGGCGGGUUUGACAGGACAAGACCACCAGCGGUUGAUUAUGUAUGUAUAGUACGUUGUUUCUGGUCUUUCUUGCAAUGAAGAAAUUAAGAUCAG